AAGCCAAACAGCCUGCGUUAGCUUCACUGUAAUGACGUUAGCCUCUUGGAUGUUUUUUUCCGCCGUUAAUGAGUUUGGAUACCGGGGACCGACAUCCAUGAACCUCUCCGGCCAUCUGCAGCACAACCACCGUGACCUCCACGAAGUCAGCUCAGUGUCCAGCGGGCGAUCCUGAAGGAAGUGGUGACCCUGCCUACCUGACACCCUGCUUCUCCUGCCCUCCCCCCAACUCUGCCCCCCCACCCACUGUCCUGAUUGGGUCUCUGUACUGCCGGCGGUGGAUUGGAGCACUCUGAUUGAAGGCCUUGCGAGGUGGUUUUUCGGUCUGGCGCCGCCUCCCCCCGGGGCCGGCGUGCGCUCCCAGCAGCCCGUGGUGCCCUGCGCCCCUCCCUCCCCGUCACUGCACAACAGAGCCCAUGCCCAAGGAGGAGGCGCAGUGCGUCCGCCAGGAGCCAUGUGCCUCCCUCACACUAACAACAUGGACAACAAGUUACAGGGGGCGGGGCAGGGGGGAGGGGCUGCACUUCGACCACGGGCAGGAGGCGUUCCACUGGAGCCCUUCGUACACCAGGUGGGGGGUCACACCAGUAUGAUGCGUUAUGAUGACCACACGGUGUGUAAGCCUCUGAUCAGCAGAGAGCAGCGCUUCUACGAGUCUCUGCCUCCAGAGAUGAAGGAGUUCACUCCAGAGUAUAAAGGUGUAGUGCUGGUUUGUUUUGAAGGUGACUCUGAUGGCUACAUCAACCUGGUGGCCUACCCCUAUGUGGAGAGCAACAUGGAGGGAGGGAUGGCAGAGCACGAGGAGCGAGACCCUCCAGAGAGGGAGCAGCCAAGGAGGAAACACUCCCGGCGCAGCCUCCAUCGAUCCUCCUCCUCUUCUGAACACAAGGAUGAGCGGGCCGACAGGAGGGAGGCGCACGACUCCGACACUUCGGAUAAUCUUGGAGAGCUGAAGAGUCCCAGGCUCGACCCAAAGAUCCACUCGGACGUUCCCUUCCAGAUGUUGGACUGGAACAGUGGGUUGAGUUCGGAGAAGAUCAGCCACAACCCCUGGAGCCUCCGCUGCCACAAACAGCAGCUCAGCCGCAUGAGGUCUGAAUCCAAGGACCGCAAACUCUUCAAGUUUCUGUUGUUGGAGAACGUUGUUCACAAAUUCUUUUACCCCUGCAUCCUGGACCUGAAGAUGGGCACCAGGCAGCACGGAGACGACGCCUCCGAGGAGAAGGCGGCCAGGCAGAUGAGGAAAUGUGAACAGAGCACUUCAGCGACACUGGGAGUCAGAGUGUGUGGCAUGCAGGUGUACCAGCUGAACACCAGUCACUACCUCUGCAGGAACAAGUACUACGGCCGCGGCCUGUCGAUCGAAGGCUUCCGCCAGGCCCUCUACCAGUACUUGCACAAUGGAAAGGGUCUGAGGCAGGACCUCUUUGAGCUAAUCCUGAAUAAGCUUCGCAGCCUGAAGGCGGUGCUGGAGAGGCAGGCGUCCUAUCGCUUCUACUCGUCUUCGCUGCUCAUCAUCUAUGAGGGAAAGGAACCUGAGGUCCUCAGCUCCGGGCAGCAUGCGUCCUCACACCUGAAGACUCCUGCAGCCCCUCCAGAGCCCCACUGUGGCCCCGGCCUCCACGCACCUCCUGCCCCAGACACUCCCUGUGAAACGGACAUGAGCCAGAACCCAGACCCGGGGUUACUGUCCUCUCAGGGACCUGGACUGAUGACUACUCCCUCCCCCUGCCCGCGUCCUCCCCCACAGGUCCCGCCCUCCAACUCAGACUGCCACUCCUUCCUCCCCCCUCACCCCUUGCCUCACCCGCAUCCAGACUCCUCCCCUGCUCCUAGCUUAAAUUCCUUCUCCCCUCCUCCUGCUCCGCAGCAGCCCCCCCUGGUGGAUGUACGUAUGAUCGACUUCGCCCACUCCACCUUCAAGGGUUUCCGUGGCGACACAGCAGUGCACGACGGGCCGGACCGAGGCUAUGUGUUUGGACUGGAGAGCCUGGUCCAGAUCCUGGAGAGCCUGCGGGACGACAACCUGCCGUAGCUCCGAACACACACACCUACACACACACACACACACACACACACACACACACACAUCUUGUUGUGAGUUAGUUCAGGUCGUACAGUCAGUGCAGGUCGUGCCGCGGUGUUCUCAAGAACUGAGAUGGUUUGGCUGUAAAUAUGAAACAAGGCUCUUCAGGACGUCACCAUGGCAACAUGGGCAUUCUACAGUCAAGUAGUUACUAUAGCAACCGCCAGGAGGUGGGACAGUGGAGCCAAAAUGGCUGCAACUUCAAGCUGAUAUGGAGAACCUCUGAGGCUCUACACAACAUGCACACAACUCACACACACACACACACACACACACACACACAUUUGUACUUCUAUACUUGUGAGGACCUGCAUUGAUUUAAUGCAUUCCCAGCCCCUCACCCCAACCUGAGCCGUCACCACUAACCAUCACAGUCCAACUGUAAAGUCCUCCUCCGCUCGAAAAUAUGUUUAGCUUAGUGUAACUUCAGCUGGAUGUUUGACUCUCACUGAGCUGAAUGAUGUAUGUGUAGAGUGUUUUCACAUUUGUCUGCUGAAGGAGGAAAGUUUCUCUGAGCUCUCUUUAAAUCGCACUUGAAGACAUGUUCAUAUGAAAUGAGAAUGAGAACAGCCCUCUGGUGUCAAACUCACAUUCAUCAUUCUACACAGUGAAAUUCAAACACAGACUAAAAGUAACAAUAAGCAGAACAUGCUUAUGAGUGGAGCGGGACUUUAACCAAAACACCAAGUCAGACUUUGAAGGAUGUGAGGACUAGCCAAAAACGUUGUCACUCCCAAGGUCCGACAGGUCCACUAAAAUUGGUCCUCACCAAGAUAGACGAACAACAACAACACACGCACACAAUCAAACACUCAUACACACAUCCUGGGAACAGUUGUCUGUGGAGCUGUUUGACAGCACAGCGGGACAGAGCAUCCUCUCUGAACAACCAAUCAGCUGAAUCCCAGGGGCCGCCCACUGAAGUUGGCCAACACACACUUCACCUCCCCUCCCUCCUCACUCCCCAACUCCCCCCUCCUGACCUCUACUCCUCGUCACUCCUCUUUCUCUACAGAAACCAAACCUGGACAGGUGAACAGACUCUUUCUCGCGUUACCUUGAAAACGCACUCAGAAACACAUCCAAGCAACUGUUAAAGCAAUAGAUGGCGAUGAUAGACGGCAACUUUUUUCUUCAGCAGUGCAGAGGGCGGCAUCGCCUACAGGGAGAACGGAGAUUAAGUGCAACAUAGAAGUAGGCUUUAAGGAGAGAAUAUAGAUAAUUUCUAAAAAAAAAAAAAAAAAAAAAAAAGCUGUGUGUCCGUUUUUGGGGCUUAAUUCAAAAAACGUUAGUAGUCGGUGUCCUGUAAAAUCAUCCUCUGGGUUAUUGUGUAAUAUCGAAAGCAUAAGUGUCACUUUCCCAAAUCUGGUCUGCUGAUAUUUUUCUUUUUAUCAACAAAUCCCAUCGAAAAAAGACUCAAACCAACAAUUAAUUGGUUCUACUAACAAGCAUUGUGUGUGUAUCAAAAGUCGAAUAUCCUUUCCUGUGUGUCACAGAGCUCCAUUGCUCUACACGACAGUGAGUCUCACUGUACCCUGACAUGUUCCUUCAUCACCCUGAACACACACACUGUGGUUUAUUUUGUCCCAAUCCCACACACACCAUCCUGCUGCCCCAAAUAUUCAUCAGAGCACCAAAUGUGGAUUAAUUUGCUCCCAACAAAUGCAUUAUUUCGUCCUGUUUCAGUAACGUCUGUUAAAAAAACUGACCAGAUGUUUUAGGAAAUUACUGAGCCUUUUAAAUGUGACGUUGAAAGUUAUUUUUAUGCAUCAAUUAUCUUCUGAGGCUGUUUUGGAGCUUUAGAAGAUAACAGUUGAUGUUCCAAUUUCAUUUUUCUUUUAAUGCUUUGACGACUUUUUGAACAUGUUGUCUUUUAAUGAUCAAAAGCUCCAAAACAGCUUCUAAUGACUGUUUCCUGUUGCUGAGUGAACUUUCACUCUACUUUUAAACAAUUACGGACGAGAAAUAAUGGAUCGUGCGAUAUGAUCAGAAACAGCUACUUAAUGGACCGUGUGGUGGGAUUGUUUUAUCAGCUUUAUAUCUGUGAGCCAAAAAGAUUUAAAGAUUUACACCUUUAGUGGGAGCAGAUGAGGCUGAGAGCCACAGACAGGAAGUCAAAGUGCUGCGAACAAACACAUUGUUGGUUUGGGUCUUUUUUAAUGGGAUUUGAUGACAAUAAGAAAAAUACAGAACAGUGCCAGCUUUUUUCUUUAAGUUCGGGCUGGGUGUUAUGGUUGAAUAACAAGAAUAUUUAAUAAGAAGAAUAUUUUUCUUACGUAUAUUAUAUACAUAUAUAAUGUGAUAAAAUCACGAUCUGUGCAGAGUCAUAGAAAAUAAUCAGAUUCAUGCUCAUUACAGUGGAAAAAACCCUUCCAUUUCAAUGACCUUUUCCAGGUUUUCAAUGAUAAUUUGCCUGGAAUCAUUCAACAUAAUUUUGUGAAACAUGAUGUGUUUAAUUCAUCAUGAUCCAUUCAAGUGUUUGAAUGAUAAUGUGUAAUGAUUAUUAACUGCCCGGCCUUAAACGUGUCAUGACACACACAAAACAAAAACAGUUCAUGGUCCUGUGACUGUCAACAGAAUUGGCCACAAUUCAUCCAAAGAUGUCAACAUUUAUCUCAUCUGAUUGGUCCUGAUGAGACAGUGUUAGCCAAUCACAUUUGUCCAUUUAUGCCUCCUCCAACAAGUUCCAGAGGCCGGCUGUGACGCAGCGCCACCCCCUGCUGGACGGCACCAGGAACUCACCCCACAGGAGCUGGAAUAAGAGAGCAAAUAUGAAUAUUUUAUUUUUGGUUUAUUGAGGUGAUAAUUUAUUUUUUUAUUGUACCUUUACCCAUGUGUGUGGGAAAAUGUUUUGUCUUUUACAUGCCCCCUCCCCCCCUCCUCCCCCAAAAUGUAUAACAUGUAAAGAGAUUCAGAGACACAGUGUGUGAGAAGUCAGGAGAAUUACACAGUAUUAUUUGAGCUAACUCAAGUCUGUUAAAUCUGCUGCUGACUCAGCUUCAGUCCAACACUCAAAAAAUCAGAUUGUGUUUAUUCAGAAAACUUGCAGUAAGUCCAGACUUGAGUGAGCUCAGUGAGCCCAACACUUCUGCCUGCUGUGGAGCUGUUGAUCUGCUGGGAAGCUCUGUUGAACGUGUGUGAGUGUGAGUGUGUGUGUGUUAGAACAGGUAGACACCAUCUUUAGACUUUGGUUUGUUUCACUUCACAUUUUAAGGAGUUGGUAAAGACGUGCAUGCACAUUAAUGUCCUCCUGUUUGGGUCAGUUUCCACCACGGCGUCAGAACAUUCUUGUUACAGCCAUCAAGAGUCAAGAGCAGCGAUGGUCCACGUGUCCUCUCAGAUCAUGAUAUCUCAUCAUGGAUAUUAGCCUCAAUGAUUGAGUUAUUUAGCAGCAUUUUUUUGCAUCUGACAUCAUCCUGACUGUUUGUUAGAACAGUGGAAGUAAGUGAGAUUAAAUCUUUCCAGAAGCUUU
Epinephelus lanceolatus (giant grouper) is the source of this 5558-nucleotide messenger RNA. It is a transcript of the gene ip6k1, whose product is annotated as inositol hexakisphosphate kinase 1. Gene Ontology annotation, biological process: phosphatidylinositol phosphate biosynthetic process; inositol phosphate biosynthetic process. Gene Ontology annotation, molecular function: inositol hexakisphosphate kinase activity. NCBI's taxonomy places the organism in Eukaryota, Metazoa, Chordata, Actinopteri, Perciformes, Serranidae. The record is from RefSeq and is a predicted model, not a curated record. Gene Ontology annotation, cellular component: cytoplasm; nucleus.